AUGGCUGCACAAGCUCAGCUGAAAAGUGCACUGCACAGUUGCUUUCGGCAAGUACAUACUGACAUGUGUAUGCGCAUACGCCUCAAGGCCCCAGAAGUCGAGAACAACGAGCUCCCUAUCGAUACGCCUCAACCAAAGCAGCCACGCGAGAAGGCAGCGUGCAUCAGUGAUACAAAAACGUCGCACGCCACUUUGUGUGGUGGCGAUACGCUCCCAACUAGGGCACGUGUAGUAACACGUGGCUACUGA
Bipolaris sorokiniana ND90Pr is the source of this 249-nucleotide messenger RNA. RefSeq lists its product as uncharacterized. The transcript has 2 exons. Lineage: Eukaryota; Fungi; Ascomycota; Dothideomycetes; Pleosporales; Pleosporaceae. The coding region runs from base 1 to 249 and encodes 82 amino acids. The record is from RefSeq and is a predicted model, not a curated record.